Molecule: messenger RNA, 2594 nt
Organism: Papaver somniferum (opium poppy)
Lineage: Eukaryota; Viridiplantae; Streptophyta; Magnoliopsida; Ranunculales; Papaveraceae
Product: probable quinone oxidoreductase
Exons: 18
Coding region: 211-2124 (637 amino acids)
Cellular component (GO): mitochondrion
Molecular function (GO): oxidoreductase activity; zinc ion binding
Source: RefSeq, a predicted model, not a curated record
UGUACAGGCUUUUAAUUGCUGACGUAGUUGCAGUCCUCUCUUACGGACCAAACAAAGGCCGUCCGUCCUAAGAAGAAUCAUUUUUAGUUUUACUUCCCUCGCAGCAGUACAGAAUCUGAAAGAUCUAUUUAUCAGAAGAAGAAAAAAUCUCAAAUCUUUCAUCAGCAAGAACAGAGCACAGAUUUAGUUUGUGAUAGACAAUUAAAAAAAAUGGAGCUAAAACCAGGUUUAUCAGCUCUCGUCACUGGUGGAGGUUCUGGAAUUGGUAAGGCACUUAGCAUUGCUUUGGGAAAGAAAGGAAUUUUUGUUACUGUUAUUGAUUACUCUGCCGAGAAUGCCAAGGAAGUGGCCUCACUUGUCGAAAGAGAAUGUGCUAAGUUCCAUUCAGGCCUAAAAUUUCCUCCGGCAAUGUUUGUUAGAUGCGAUGUUGCAAAUUCUGGAGAAAUUUCUGCUGCUUUUGAUAAGCAUUUGGCAACAUAUGGAGGGUUGGAUAUAUGUAUCAAUUGUGCUGGUAUAAGUAAUCCGAUACCGUUUAAUCAAGACACAACGGAUGGUACUGCUUCAUGGAGACGCACUAUAGAUGUAAACCUAGUUGCUGUAAUCGACUGCACACACCUUGCAAUACAAGCCAUUCAAGCUGGACAGAAGCCUGGUGUAAUUAUAAAUCUGGGAUCUGCCUCAGGUCUUUAUCCAAUGUAUGCUGACCCAAUAUACUCUGGCACUAAAGGUGGAGUCGUUUUGUUUACCAGAUCACUUGCUCUGUACAAACGUCAAGGAAUUCGUGUCAACGUUCUUUGCCCCGAGUUUGUAGAAACUGAGAUGGGUCGAAAGAUCGACCCCAAGUUCAUUGACUCUAUUGGCGGUUUCUUACCUAUGGAAAUGGUUGUGAAUGGUGCUUUUGAGCUCAUUAAAGAUGAGAGCAGAGCUGGUUCAUGUUUAUGGAUUUCAAAGCGCAGGGGCUUGGAGUAUUGGCCUACACCUGCAGAAGAAGCCAAGUACUUAGUACGGUCUUCAAGAUUCAAAAGGGGAUCUUCGUACACUGCACCUAACCUACAAGUUCCUCAGAGUUAUGAGAAAUUAAUUGUCCACACCUUAACUCACAAUUUCCGAAAUGCAACUAAAAUCGUUCGUACACAGUUGAAGUUGCCCAUCAAACCACAUCAUGUCCUUAUCAAAAUCAUCUAUGCUGGUGUAAACGCCAGUGAUGUAAAUUACAGCUCGGGCCGAUAUUUCAGUAAUGACAAAGAUCUGGCAUCACGUCUUCCACUUGAUUGUGGAUUUGAGGGUGUGGGAUUAAUUGCUGCUGUGGGUGACUCGGUCAGUAAUUUAAAAAUAGGGAGUCCAGUUGCAAUUAUGACUUUUGGAAGCUAUUCAGAAUUCACGGAAAUUCCUGCAAAACACGUACUUCCUGUGCCUAGACCAGAUCCUGAGGUUGUGGCAAUGCUUACUUCUGGACUCACUGCAUCAAUUGCCUUGGAGACAAUUGCCUUGGAGAAGUCGGCACACAUGGAAUCUGGAAAGGUGGUUCUUGUUACUGCUGCUGCAGGAGGGACAGGCCAGUUUGCAGUACAGCUUGCAAAGUUAGCUGGAAAUACGGUGGUUGCUACAUGUGGCGGUGAGAAAAAGGCUUCACUUUUGAAAGAUUUAGGGGUUGAUCGCGUCAUUGAUUACAGAAGUGAAAACAUGAAAGCUGUCCUCAAGAAAGAAUUUCCCAAAGGUGUUGAUAUCGUCUAUGAAUCUGUUGGUGGUGAAAUGUUUGACCUGUGCUUCAAUGCAUUGGCGGUCUAUGGGCGGCUCGUCGUAAUUGGAAUGAUUUCUCAGUAUCAAGGAGAACAUGGAUGGCAGCCUUCAAAUUAUACUGGACUCUGUGACAAGAUACUUUCGAAGAGCCAAACUGUGUCGGGGUUUUUCCUAGUUCAAUAUAGUCACUUAUGGCAAGAACAUUUGGACAAGCUAUUUCAUCUCUUCUCCUCAGGGAAGCUUAAGGUUUCUUUAGACCCCAAAAAGUUUACAGGGGUCAAGUCUGUCGCAGAUGCUGUUGAGUAUCUCCACUCCGGUAAAAGUGUUGGCAAGGUGGUUGUUUGCAUUGACCCAAGCUUCUCCCAGCAAGUGGCGAAGCUAUGAAAUCACAAUGCUAAACAAAUCUUUUGAAAGCCCUGUUUCCUCUGGAUUUUGAAUUGAAAAACCCCAAAAUAUUGUGCAUACUGGAUGCUACCAAACUCUAUUAGUGAAACAGAGAGUGAGAUUGAGAGCAAGAUGUAGCGUAGCUUCUUGUACUAAAAAUAAAGGCGGGAAAGAAUGAUAGAUCAUAUCUAAACUGUGUCAGUAAAGUUUAUAAAUCUGUAAGGUUCAUUCAUCUAAUAAACUGGAUUUGUUCAUAUCAAUUUUGCUGUAUCCUGUUUCAUGUUGUAUGUAUUUUUUAAUACCAAGAAUGCCAGAUUGUUAGACUGAGAGCAAGAAUGCCAGAUGUAGCUUGUUGUACUGAAAAUAAAGGUAGGAAAAAAACAAUAAAUCAUGUCUAAAUUGUGUGGCAGUAAGUUUCACAAUCUGUAAGGUUAGUUCAUCUGUUGCAGCUAAUAAAAUGGAUCUGUUUA